UCCUGUCUGCAGUCCUGACACAGCCGAGCGGAGCAGCAGCAUCGAGUCACUGGGAGAACUCUGAGGAGCCCGAGCAAGCCGGCAUCACACACACCUGAAGGCCGCAAAGCACCACAGGGAUUACAAACCUGGAGGAUUAGUCUGACAGCGCGGACGAAAAACUAAAGACCCUACAGCGCUUUUCGCCAAACUUCAUCGCACAGAUCUGCCUUUGCAAGUGCACUUAGACUCUACAGAGCCGUCAGAUAGAGUCAGACUGCCCUUGAUUUAAUAAGAAAUCAUCAUUUACCACUCUUAUUCAGCCUGCAGACGUCAGCAGAGCAGGAGCUCUCCGGUGAUGGACAUUAGUUUGAUGGAGAAUGUGUCCGCGGGACACGCGUGAGAAUCUCUGACAGCACCUCUGACCUUUUGUGGAUUUCAGUGAAAUCUUUGGACUUGGCUGUUUGAUUUCUAACGAGAUCUGCUCUCUAUAUUACCUGGAAGGUUAUUUGUCACCAUCAUCCAACAUGCGACUCAUCCCACCCCGACGCAGCUAUCUGUUGCUACACUUGCUUGCAUUUUGCUAUUAUGCUCAGGUAACCAAUCAGUCCCCGCCUAAUUUCACGCAGCAUGUAAGCGAGCAGAGCAAAGUGACGGACCGCGUCAGCCGCAGGUUGAUCCGGAUCUACCAGCUGUACAGUCGGACCAGCGGCAAGCACGUGCAGGUCCUGCCCAACAAGAAGAUCAACGCCAUGGCCGACGAUGGAGAUGUGCACGCCAAACUGGUCGUGGAAACGGACACAUUCGGGAGUCGAGUACGCAUCAAGGGAGCUGAGACGGGCUUCUACAUCUGCAUGAACAAGAGGGGGAAGCUCAUCGGCAAGAAAAACGGACAAGGCCGCGACUGCAUCUUCACGGAGAUCGUCCUGGAGAACAACUACACGGCCCUGAGGAACGCUCGCUACGAGAACUGGUACAUGGCCUUUACACGCCGAGGCCGACCACGGAAAGGCUCGCGGACACGCCAGCACCAGCGCGAGGUCCAUUUCAUGAAGAGGCUGCCCAAGGGACAGCAGCCCGCCCACUCAAGUCACCAUCACCCUUUCGACUUCAUCCACUACCCCUUCAGUCAAAGGACUAAACGUACGAAAUACUCGUCAGAGCGCUGAGAAGGAAGAAAAGAAAGAGAGGGGAAGAGGAUAAACUGACAGACUGACUGAAGUACCAGCAGCUGAAAACUCCUCUGCCCUCCAAAAGACCUCUACAGACAUUUUUAUACUGAGCGUUAUUAUAUCUUAAUGUGUAGUUUGUUCUAUUUUCUCAAAAAAACAAGGCUGUACAUAGACGAAGAAAACAUGAGAAAUCUAUUUUUGUACUCCAGACUUAGUACUGACCUGCGUGAAAAAAAAAGAUAGAGGACAUUUUGUUCAUAGAUGCACAUAACUUGUCUGACUUCUCAAGGACAUCUCGGUAGAGUGCUAUGUGUUUAGUUUUUUAUUUUAUUUUGACCAGUGGAGUCAUUUUUUGACUCUCGCCUGCUGCUCAAGGAGACUUGAAGGGCCCUGAUUGACCGCACUGCCAGGGAACGCUGCGACUAGGGACACAAACUGUCACACACUGUGUUGGAGAGCACCGGGUGUCAGUAAACGUUGCAUAUGGUGGUAACACUGCAGUGUGAAAGCUUCUGCUGGAUGCUGCAUCCUGACUGGUAUCACUCUGUUUCUUUCUCUCACGGCUGAAGCAAACAGAGCUUUAGUAGCAUCUGAUGGAUCCAUGUGGCAGCUACAUUUGAUAAUCACAGGUUUCCUGUAAUCUGACUGUAAUGUUUCUGUGUACAAAAUGCAUUGAAGUGUAAGGAAGCCCCUGACACAAACUACCCCUCACCCUUUUGUGUUCUUGUUGCCCCCUGAAUGUCUGUUUUUAUAAAUAUAUAUAAAUAUAUAUAUAACUAUAUUUUUAUUUGAGGAUGUGUAUAAUAAUUUUAA
Messenger RNA from Notolabrus celidotus (New Zealand spotty), 1964 nucleotides. RefSeq names its product fibroblast growth factor 8a (gene fgf8a). Gene Ontology annotation, biological process: positive regulation of cell population proliferation; neuron differentiation; embryonic heart tube development. Gene Ontology annotation, molecular function: type 1 fibroblast growth factor receptor binding; type 2 fibroblast growth factor receptor binding; growth factor activity. NCBI's taxonomy places the organism in Eukaryota, Metazoa, Chordata, Actinopteri, Labriformes, Labridae. The record is from RefSeq and is a predicted model, not a curated record. The transcript has 5 exons. The coding region runs from base 507 to 1148 and encodes 213 amino acids. Gene Ontology annotation, cellular component: cytoplasm.